AUGGCGGACUAUAGCGGAGCUAUAUCCCUUUCGCAAGCUCAUACCUCCGAUGAUGACUCAUCGGAGCACAGCCCUCGAAGUGUCCCAACACUCUCCACCGCUGCCACUGGCGGAGGCGGUGGCUCUUCCAAGUCAAAAACUAGCAACAAGAUUAUUACUCUUGAUCAUCAUCCACCACCACCACCACCACACCAAACUCCUUCUUCAUCCGAGAACACUGUUAGGAAGCCUAGAGGUAGGCCUCCAGGGUCCAAAAACAGCAAACCCACCAUUGUUAUUACCAGAGACAGUGACUCAGCUAUGAAGCCAGUGAUUCUCGAGAUCUCCGCUGGUUCUGAUAUUAUUGAUACUAUUAUCAGUUUUGCUCGUAGAAACCAUGUUGGCGUUAGUAUUAUCAGUGCUACUGGGUCUGUGUCAAACGUCACACUCCGCCAUCCUGUCUCUCACGCUUCCGCGCUCUCUCUUCAUGGACCCUUUGGGCUACUCUCUUUGUCUGGCUCAUUCAUUGGCUCUAGUACUGUAUCUUCUUCUAAUAAAACACCCCAAUCAUCUUCGUCAUCGGCGUCACCAUCACCUUCUUCUUUGUCUUCUCCUCUGUGUUGUUCUUUUGGUGUAACUCUUGCAGGGGCACAGGGGCAAGUGUUUGGAGGGAUAGUAGGAGGGAAAGUAAUGGCAGCAACGCAGGUGAUUGUGGUGGCUGCUACUUUUAUAAACCCUGCGUUUCAUAGGCUGCCGUGCGAAGGUGAUAAUGAAGAUCAUCAUCAGGAAACCAAGCCUGGUGUUCAUAGUAACGUUGGUGGUGGUGCUGCUGCUACUGCUGCUGCUGUUGGUGCAACUGAGUCUUGCUCUUCUGCUGGCAUGUCCAUGUCUGUUUAUGGCGUAGCAAGUCCUUCCCCACUCAGUUGCCAGAUCUCUCCUGAUGUUAUGCCCUGGGGACCUUCCUCACGUCCUUACUGAGCAGAAGAAAAUGAACAUGUCAAAGAAACUUCAAGCAUACCUUAAUUAGCUAGGUAGUUUUUGGUUUACAUUAUCAUCAUCAUCAUCUUAAGCUCAUUGGAACUGUUUUGGGUGUUUGAG
This is a messenger RNA of Theobroma umbraticum, 1077 nucleotides long. NCBI's taxonomy places the organism in Eukaryota, Viridiplantae, Streptophyta, Magnoliopsida, Malvales, Malvaceae. The record is from RefSeq and is a predicted model, not a curated record.